This is a messenger RNA of Adineta steineri, 5661 nucleotides long. The record is from the annotation of a GenBank genome assembly. NCBI's taxonomy places the organism in Eukaryota, Metazoa, Rotifera, Eurotatoria, Adinetida, Adinetidae.
AUGCAGUCCAGCGAUACAAAUCAAUCAAUUGAUUCUGAUGAUAUACAACUAUCAAAUAUUAUUCCACGUUUAUGUAUAUUAUAUAAAUGGCCUCAUUAUGAUGGUUAUGGAAUUCUUUUAAAUCGUAAUAAGCAUCCACUUGGUUUACGUAUUGAUAGUAUUGAACCUAAUAGUCCAGCUGAAAGUGGAGGACUUUUAUCUGAAGAUAUUGUUCUUGCUGUUAAUGGUCAUUCGACUGGAAAUGAUGAUUUUUAUGUUAUACUUUCAUGUAUUGAAUAUGCACUUGAGCAAGAUCGAAUCCGUUUUUUAGUUCUUGAUUCAAAAAGUGCUGAAUUCGUUCAACGUUAUCAAAUAAAUAUUGAUGAAAAUAAUGAGAAUUGUAUUCGAAUAGAAGCAUCACAAUUUAUUGAAACUCCAAAUGAACUUCUACACAAUCAAUCGCAAACAGAAACACAAAAUGUAUCUCGUGAUAAAUUUGAUGAUACUGAAAAAUUACCAUCUGAUGAUAUGGAUGCUGAUACUUGUUGUGAAUCAGAAUUACGUAUGUGUACUGUAACUCUUCAACCAAAUAUUGAUUCAAUUGGAAUUACAUUAGAACCAGAUACAGAUUUUGGUCAUAUUAUUAGAGAUGUUGAAUCUUAUUCUCCAGCUGCUCGUGCCGGUAUGCAACGAAAUGAUCAUAUUAUAGCAGUUAAUGAUACAUCAUUACUUCAUUUACCUUUUGAAGAUGUUUUAUAUUUUCUUAAGAAAAAACGUCAUGAUAAAGUACUUAAUUUUCUUAUUGCAAAAAAAGCUUAUCUAAUUCAAACAUUACAAACAAAUUUAAUAUCGAAUCUUGAUAGUGAAUUAAAUUCACCAUUAAAUACACUUGAACGAACAAAAUCAUCAACUCUUCCAGCUACACAAACAGUGGAACAUAUCCAUCGUACAUGUAGUAAUGAACAAUCAGAACAAAAUCAACAACGAGAAACAAUAUUAACAAUAACAGAUGAACAAUAUGAUCGUCUUUCAUUACAAAUAUAUACGAAUCGAUAUACAGCAAAACAUAAAAAGAAACAUGGAAAUGUUCAUAAAGGUGUUGGAGCAGCUACAGCACUUCGAUUUUCCUGGAGUCUUAAAAGUGAAAAAACAUUGGAUUAUGCAUCAAUUAAUGCUGAUUUAGAUGGUGGACGAAAACCAGUUCUAAAUGAAGAAAAAAAAGAGAAUAAUUCGUUGCAAACACCUUUUAAUUUCUUACAAGUUGGUAUGACGAAUCCAUCACCAACACAACAAACACGUCGAAUUCUAACGAGUGUAUCAACUUUUAAUUCUUCGGGAGAUGACAGUCCUAAAAUCCAACGAUUAUCAUCGUCUUUCAAACAACAUAAAAAUUUAAAAAAACAAGUACACAGUCCAAAAUUAACAAUAAGAAAUAAUAAUACUGUUACUAAUCAUUCAUCAUCAGCCAAAAAUAAUCAAACAAUUCAAAAUAUUUUAAAUCCAACAACUGUUCAAUCAUUAUCCACAUGGCCUAUUUACGAACAAGAUUUUUCAUCUACAACAUCAGAUAUAUAUGAUGAUGCAGAACAAAUUCAUUCAGUUGUUACUGACACUUCACAAAAUAUCAAUAAUAAAUUAGAAGAUGACAAAAAUGAAGAAUUACAUUUCAAGCCAAUAGAAACACCUAUAUCAACGGAAAAUAUAUCUAAUGAUAUAGAAAAGAAAUUAAAUCAUAGUAUUGAACAUGAUAAAAGCGAAUCUAUUAAAUCGAAAAGUUCCGAUUCUGAUCUAGAAAUUGUAAAUUCGGAAUAUACUAAAGUUAAAAUACAAGUAGAAGAAGAAUAUAUCGUUGAUACAUUUCAUAUAUCAAAUACAAAUGAAAUAGAAGAAAAUUCAAAUGAAUCAUUUCCUAAUGAAGAUAAUCAAUCGAUUUCAAAUAUAUCUACAAAUUCUGCGGACGAAGGAGAAAAAGCUGAAAACGAUUUAGUUACUUCUAAACCAUCUAUAGAAAUGGCACUUGUUACAACACCAAUAUCAGAAUUACCUGAUUAUGGUUAUGAAUUACAUAAUAUAAAAUUAAUGCAACCAACUGAAACAGUUCCACUUGGUUUUAAAUUAAGUAAACAAACAGAUUCAUUACAAUGUGUUGUUUCAGCUAUAGAUCAACAAUCAAAAGCUGAUAUAGCUGGUCUUCAUAUGGAUGAUUGGUUAAUUAAAAUUGAAGAUGUUGAUAUACGUUUAAAUGAAUUUUCUGAUGUUUCUCAAAAAAUCUAUGAAACAUUAAAUACUGUCGGUUCUAUUAAUGUACUUAUUGCACGAAAUAAAUCAACAAGAUUAUCAACAAUAUUUGAUGAUCCACGAGCAUCUGCAAUAGCAGCAUAUGAUAAACCUAAUGAAUUAAAUUUUUUAUUAUCAGUUGGUUUAUCAAAUAAAAUUGAAGAACAUAAAGAUGCAAAUCAAUCAAAACAAAAUGAUGAUACAGAUGAGAAAAUUCGUCAUAUUAUAUUAAAAGAAGCUUUAGGAUUAGAUUUUUAUUCAUUUACACCUGAUAAAAAUAGUCAAAUUAUAAUACAUUCAAUAAAUAAUGUUCGACCAUUAUCAACAGCACAUAAAGCUGGUUUACGUAAUGGUGAUCGUAUAUUAACUGUUAAUAAUAUUGAUGUUACAAAAAUUAAUCAUAAAAAUGUUCGACAUAGAUUAGUAAAAAAAUCACCCGUACAUUUAACAGUUAAAAAUGAUCCAAAAUAUUUAGAAUUAAUUGAAAAUAUCAAACGAGAUCAAAAUCGAAUUACGUUGCCAUCAUUAUCAUCAUCUUCAUCAUCAUCAAAUUAUGAACCUAUCGAACGGCAAUCAUCAAAUUUACUUUCAGAAGAUUUAAUUAAUGUUUUAUUUAUUGAUGAUACUGGUCCAGUUUAUAUGAAACAUUGUGUUUUCAAACAAGAAUCAAUUAAUAAUUCCGUAGGUUUUACAUUACAUUAUAAAAAUAAUUUUCAUAUAAUUGAUAAUGUUGAAAUUGAUAUGCCAGCUUAUAAUUGUGGUUUACGUAAUGAUGAUGUUAUAUUAUAUGUAAAUAAACACAAUGUUGAACAAAUACCCCAUGAUAAUGUUAGAAUGCUUGUUCAAACAUUAAUACUUUCAAAUGAAAGUUUCAAUUUAAUUCUAUUGAAUAUAAAUGAUAUGCAACGAUAUAAAAAUUAUCAAGAAAAAAGUUUUAUUGAUUGGCAAAGUAUUCUUUCAGAAAUCACUGAAGAUGAUAUAAAUCAAGGACAACAACAACAACUGAAUUCUAAUUUCAAUAAUUUAUUAUAUAAACCAAAUGAAGCAUUAUCAUCUUGUAUUUUACCUGGUACACGUAUUUGUAUUUUAAAACCUCUUAUAGGUCGUUCAGCUGGAUUUUCAAUUAGCGGUGAAGAACAACCACCAUUUGUUAUUACUAAUAUUGAUAAAGAUUCACCAGCAGAAGAAGCUGGUUUACAACUUAAUGAUACAAUUUUAUCGAUUAAUAAAAAACCACUUAUUCAUACAAAUUAUAAUGAUACAAUUCAAAUAAUUAAACAAGCACUUCAACAAAAAAUCGUACAAAUUGUUGUUAAUCAACAACCAAUAUCAAACAUCGAAGAAAAACAUAACAAUCAAUUACUAUUACGUGGCAAUAGUAAUAAUGCUGUAGGAAUUACAACUGAUAACACUAAAGAAGAAGAACCAACUCAUCAUCGUGUAAAUGCUUUAGAAGUAUAUCAAAGACAACGAAAUCAAGAAUUAACAUAUUCAUUACGUCUUUGUCAUUUAAAUACAACAAAUUCUGAUGGUCAACCAGCAUCAACAUUCGGUUUUGAUAUAAGUAAAGAACCUAAAUAUGAAUAUCCAAUGAUUUCACGAGUUGAACCAAAAUUACCAGGUGAACUUGCUGGUUUACAAUCACGUGAUCUAUUAAUAAAAGUCAAUGAUCGUAAAACAAAAGGUUUAGAUAUAGAUAAAGUUAAACGUACAAUUGAAAAAGCUAAAUAUAACGGACGAUUAGAAUUGCUUGUAGUUGACGAACAAGUAUAUAGAUAUUGUAUGAGAACACAUAAAAAAUUCAAAGAACCUUACAUUAAAGUAAAACAUAUUUUUCCAAGAAGUAAAUCAAGAAAAAGUUUUGAAACUUUGGAUUCAAUAGCUGCAAGUACACCAGUUACAUCACAAGAUAUGAUCGGUCAAUCAAUGAUGGGUACUACUUAUAAAGUUCAUCAACGUUCUAUAACAAAAGAUGAUUUCAUAUCAUCUACUUCCGAAGAAACAAUUGAUGUUGUUGAUACAACAUUAUCAAUGAAUCCAUCUCAACAAAAAUAUAUCUCUUCUACAAAUCAAAGAACAUCUAGUGGAUUUAACGGAAAACAAAAUCAGAUGUUAACAGAUAAAUCAAAAGUUAAUUCUGUAUCAAAUACAAUUAAUAAUCUUUUUCAAUUUAUUGGAUAUGAUAAAUCAAACAAACUUGAUUAUGAUAUUCCUACAGCACAAACAUCAGUACCACCUAAUGAUUUUAUACGAAAUUUUUCUGAAGAAAUGCAACAUAUGUCACGAUUAUAUCAUACAGUUCGUUCAAAUCGAUCUAGUGGAUUAUAUGAUUAUAUAAGAGAUCCUCGUCGAUGUUUACUCAAAAUCGAUCCUAAUAAAGGUCUAGGUUUUGUUCUUAGUGCUACAGGUGAUUAUGAUCAUACAAUCACCGCCGUUGAAAAGAAUUCUACAGCUGAAGUUGCUGGUUUACUAGUGAAUGAUGAAUUAGUCGAAAUUGAUAGUGUAGAUGUACGAAAUAUUACAUAUGAACAGGUAGUUCAAAUGCUUUUUUCUGCAAUAAAAACUCAAGAUACAAUUGAAAUGUGUGUUACCAAUAAUCAUAUGAAUGAUAUUUUUGCAUCAACAAAUGAUACAAAUAAAAGUGGAAAUAUUCUUGUCAAUAAUAUUGAUAAUAAUUCAAUAACUACAACACAUACACAAGGUGUUAUUAAUAAGGAUCUUUCAUCUCGAAAUAGUCCAGAUAGUAGUCUUAAACAACAAAUAAUAAAUAAAAAUUCUUCGGAUAUACCCGAUCAAGAAAAACAAUCGAAUAAUAUAAUCGAUUAUGGUAUUAAUGGAAAUAUACCGGCAUAUAGUACAGGUAUCACUGCUUCUCCAAAACUUUUUCGUUCAAAAACUAGUUCAUCAAUUACAUCUAAGAAAGACACAGAUGCUAAAGUAUCGCAAAUAUCUAAAAAUGAUGCACCUGUAGCACGACUUUGUUAUAUUCGGAGACUUCCUUCAUCACCUUUCUGUGGUUUUUUUCUAACUGGUAAUCCAAAAAGACUUGGUCGAGUACACGUUUCUAAUAUAAAAAAGAAUUCAUCAGCUGCUCUUUGUGGUUUACGUAAUGGUGAUCGUAUUAUUGAAGUUAAUGGUACGGAUAUUCAAACAUUAACGUAUGAAACAAUAUUAAAUAAAAUACAAUUACAUAUGGAACGUCAUGAUCUUGAAUUACUCGUACUUGAUAAGAAAUCUUUACGUUGGUAUCAGGAUAGAAAAUAUCCGGUUACAUCACAAACAUUACCAACUAUUGUUCGUAUAGAACCAGUUAUUAAUAAUAUCAAUGUUGGAACGCAUACAUCAAAUAAUAACAUUAGAAACAGUAAUUUUUUUGAUCGACAAGAAUCAACAACUAAGCUAUGA